Messenger RNA from Scheffersomyces coipomensis, 1014 nucleotides. It is a transcript of the gene HLJ1, whose product is annotated as type I HSP40 co-chaperone. NCBI's taxonomy places the organism in Eukaryota, Fungi, Ascomycota, Pichiomycetes, Serinales, Debaryomycetaceae. The record is from RefSeq and is a predicted model, not a curated record. Gene Ontology annotation, molecular function: Hsp70 protein binding. Gene Ontology annotation, cellular component: endoplasmic reticulum membrane. The transcript has a single exon. Bases 1 to 1014 code for a protein of 337 amino acids. Gene Ontology annotation, biological process: cellular response to misfolded protein.
AUGGCAAAUACAUCAUUCACAAAAGAUCAAGAAACAAUAGUUUUGAAGAUUCUUGCUUAUAAACCUCAUCAAUAUUAUGAAAUCUUACAAGUUACCAAAUCAUCUGAUGAAACUGAAAUCAAAAAAUCAUAUCGAAAAUUAGCUAUUAAAUUACAUCCUGAUAAAAAUUCUCAUCCUAGAGCUGAUGAAGCUUUUAAAUAUGUUAAUAAAGCAUGGGGGAUAUUAAGUGAUCCUUCCAAAAAGAAAAUCUUUGAUCAAACUGGUUCUGAUCCUGAUUCAAGAUUUUCAGGAUAUGGUAAUAGUAGUGGUAGUAGUGCUACAACAUCUGGAGCUAGUCCGUUUGGAAAUGGAUUUGGUGGAUUCCAAGGUGGUGGAGGUGCUCAUCCAUUUGAAGAUGAUAUAUUUAAUUUAUUCUUUGGAGGUCCAGGACGUGGUGCUGGAGGUCCAACAUUUUCAUUUGGAGGUAAUGGAUUUACUUUCCAAUCAUUUGGAGAUUCACCAUUUGGUGGUCAACAACAAUUUCAACAACGUAGACCUAGAAAUCAACAGCAACAACAGCAACAACAACGACAACAAGCACAACAACCUCAGGCUGAACCAUCAUUAAUGGAAACUUUAAGACAAUUAUUCCCUAUACUUUUAAUUAUAUUAGUACCCCUUUUAUCAGCAUUAUUUUCUGAUUCAUCAUCAUCAGUACCCGAUUAUUCAUUCAUUAAAUCAAAUCAAUUCAAUGUACAAAGACAAACUCCAAGAUAUAAUAUUCCAUAUUAUGUAUCGAAUAAUUUUGAUACCACUAAGAAAUUACUGGAUAAACAAUUAAAAAAUUUUGAUUCAAAAGUUGAAAAUAUUUAUGUUCAAGAUAAACGAUCAAGAUGUUCACGAGAACAAAUAUAUAAAAAUGAAAUGAUUGAAGAAGCUCAAGGUUGGUUUUCAACUGAUUUUGAAAAAUUAAAACAAGCGGAAUCUUUACCAAUGCCAAAUUGUCAAGCUUUAAGAGAUUUGAAUUUAAUCUAA